ACCCUUUCCCUCUUUUCCCCCUUUCUACCCGAAACCCUCGCGUGUCACCGGCUUCCUAGUUACGCCCAAAACUAUCUCCUUCGUGACCAAACCCUCGGAGAAAACUUGGAAGGCAACGUCAGGAUCGCGGUCUGGAGAGCCCUAAAAUUCCCUUCUUUCACCUCUUUCCCUUCUGAAAGCAAUGCCUUCUCAGAAGGUAGAAACGGGACACCAAGAUGUGGUACAUGAUGUCUCCAUGGACUACUAUGGCAAACGCAUGGCCACAGCCUCCUCCGACACCACCAUCAAGAUCAUCGGCAUCAGCGGCUCUUCACACCAACACCUCGCAACGUUAAGCGGCCACCAGGGACCAGUCUGGCAAGUUUCUUGGGCUCACCCCAAGUUCGGGUCCAUGCUCGCCUCUUGCAGCUACGACGGCCGCGUCAUCAUAUGGAAGGAAGGCAGCAAACCUGAUGAGUGGACUCAAGCUCACAUUUUCACCGAGCACAAAUCCUCUGUGAACUCUGUUGCUUGGGCACCUCACGAGCUCGGUCUGUGCCUCGCAUGCGGUUCGUCCGAUGGCAACAUUUCGGUCUUCACGGCUCGAACGGAUGGAGGUUGGGAUACUGCUAGGAUCGAUCAAGCUCAUCCGGUUGGCGUCACGUCGAUCUCAUGGGCUCCGACGUUGGCUCCCGGGGCGUUAGUUGGUUCGGCACCGCUCGAUCCGGUUCAGAAACUCGCUUCGGGGGGAUGCGACAAUACAGUGAAGGUUUGGAAGCUUUAUAAUGGAAAUUGGAAGAUGGAUUGUUUCCCGGCGCUUCAGAUGCAUGCGGACUGGGUGAGGGAUGUGGCUUGGGCUCCGAAUCUCGGGCUUCCGAAGUCGACGAUCGCCAGUGCUUCUCAGGAUGGGACGGUGGUGAUAUGGACGGUGGGGAAGGAAGGAGAUCAAUGGCAGGGGAGAGUUUUGUGGGACUUUAAGACGCCUGUUUGGAGGGUGAGUUGGUCGCUGACUGGGAAUAUACUGGCUGUGGCUGAUGGUAAUAAUAGUGUGACUUUGUGGAAGGAAGCCGUGGAUGGGGAGUGGCAGCAGGUGACGACCGUUGAGCCUUGAGGGAUUUGAAUUUUAGCUGUUCUGUCUUCUUUUGUCAUGAGAAAUCUCUGCUUUAAAGUUGUUGGAGAGCAUAAAUUUUAAAAUUUGAUUAUGUUGUUUUUCGA
Messenger RNA from Phalaenopsis equestris, 1194 nucleotides. Its product is annotated as protein transport protein SEC13 homolog B-like. The transcript is spliced from 2 exons. Gene Ontology annotation, biological process: protein import into nucleus; COPII-coated vesicle budding. The coding region runs from base 182 to 1090 and encodes 302 amino acids. Lineage: Eukaryota; Viridiplantae; Streptophyta; Magnoliopsida; Asparagales; Orchidaceae. Gene Ontology annotation, molecular function: protein binding; structural molecule activity. Gene Ontology annotation, cellular component: nuclear pore outer ring; COPII vesicle coat. The record is from RefSeq and is a predicted model, not a curated record.